GUGUGUGGAACGAAAAAAGCGCAACAUAAUUAGAGCUAAUUAGCACCGCAAGAGGAAACCUUGGAACGUCUUGAGAUCUUCACGCCGGGGUAGAACCCACACCGUUUCGGAGCUGAUCGCGCGCGCGAAUCACGCGGAGUUCUCCCGGGGUGGGGGGUGGGAAAGAUCGUUUGCCCAGAACGAUCACCCAAUCGGAAUCGGCUUUUACCAGGUACCGCACGAAAGGUUGAAGAACCUCUCAAUAUCCCCGGAACUACGCCACGCCGGUAGGGUGGAAUACGUCUGUGUGGGAGAAAAGUGUCCAAGUGGUCCAAGUGGUGCCGCUGGAAGAAAAUAGUUUGGUGCGAUUUUACGUCGGUGUGUGGGUGUGUGGUAGUGUUACUGUGUUGUGCGUGUGUGUGUGUGUGAGUGGCUCAAGGAAAGGCUUUUCCCCUGGUGCUGGAAUGUGUACCGAGGUACGCGAACCGGUCAGUGACAGUGUGUUGUUGAUGAAUUGGUGCCGCUGCUGAUCGCAGUAUCACAGGUUGUUCUAGUGCGUCGUGAGUUACCCCAUCCUAGUUGGGAGGUGCAUCAAGAGAGAGAGAGAGAGAGAGAGAGAGAGAGAGAGAGAGAGAGAAAGAGAAAGAGAGAAAAAACAAGGAAUUCCACAACUCCCUACGACAAACAAGCAGGGUUUGCGUUCAGGGUGUGAGACGAGGAAGAAGAGUCCGGCCGUCCGUCGGAACAACACGGUAUAGUAGGUUAGCGGCAGGAGACCCCCACACGCGCGUGGCCGGUGGGUAGUUGUAUCGAAACACCGGAACCGAGUCACCAAUAACGGCCGUCAAGCUGGAUUACUUAAACGCGAUGGAUUUCGACGACGGGGACCUGAAGGACAUUUGGGACACCGAUCUCGAUGCGAACCUGCAAGACACACUGAAGAUGUCCAACUAUCCGGACAUCCAGGACUGGAUGGAUCCACACUCGAAGCUACCGCCGGUCAUCCUGAACGACAAGCUGAUGACGGACGCAAUCAUCGGGACGGUGAUGCCGAUCAAAACCGAACACUCGUACAGCCUCAACUCGGACGGUGAUUCGCUGCCGGACACGAUCCCAGAUUCACCGCACAGCCUGCAGAACAAGAUGGAUGCGGAUAUGGAUGAAGAAUGCUACCCCGCUAUCAGCAUGAAUGGCAACAGCAAACAUCAGCACAUCAUCCACAGGCAGAAUCACACAAACUCGCUGCUAGCCAACGGGCAAACGCGGGACAUUAAGCCCACCUUUGCCGGCAUGUCCCUGCUGGCCAACGGUGCUACCGGUGGACUUCUGUCCAACGGUACAGCCCCAGCUCUACAGCAGAACGCACAAACGGGCGCAAACGGAGGAUACGCCACCGGUCUCAUCAGUAACAACAACAACAAUCACCUAGCGGUGAACCAUAACCUCAACCUCAAGGAUAGCAUUGUCGGGCUGAAGGGGCUGGCCGGGUUCGGUUCGUCAUCUUCCUGUCACGAUUCAUCCUCCUCCACAUCCGCCAGCGACAUUGACAUCGACGAGACGACGGUCAAGGAGGAACCACUGUCACCGAGCUCGAGCUGCCCCCCUUCCCCAAUCGGGUCCGGCUGCGGUGGAGGCGGUGGUAGUGGUGAAGGUGGUGGAGGUAACCUGCUUAACAACUAUGGCGUCUCGUCCGUCAACCUUGGAGGUAACCUGGCCGGCUAUACCCAUUCGGAUCUCGUCCUCGAGCAUAAGAACGGUUCCCUCCAGCUGUCAUCCGCAACGCAGAGUCUGCUCAAGAAUCAGCAGAUCAUGAUUGCUACCAGCAUGCCACAGCAAAGCUCAACCUCCCAGCAGCAGAAACUGGUAAUGUCCAAGCUAAACAUCAAGAUGGAACCACAGUCGUCCGGAUUCGGGCUGCCACCGACCCCGCCGUCCUCGUUACCGAGCGACGAAUCGGAGGGUAACCAGAGCCCCGAACAUCACGUCUCUCCCAUGUCUCCGCCCACCGAUAUCGGUAGCAGCACAUCGAGCGGUGCCAACUCGACGACCUCCAGCCGCCGGACGUCGCUGCAUGCGAGCACCGGUGGGGCCGGUUCCGUGAUCGGCAGCACCGCUGGUGGGCAAUCGGCAUCCACUACCUCCCGCCAAGCGUCCACGGCUAGUCACCACAGCUCAGCUGGUUCAUCACCGUCCGCCUCACAGUCGACAACCAGCUCGACGAGGCAGCCGAUCCACACCCCGCUCAUCAGUAGUCAACCGAAGGGUUCCACGGGAACGCUCAUCUUGACGGAAGAGGAAAAGCGAACGCUGCUGGCAGAGGGUUACCCAAUCCCAACCCGGCUCCCGCUGACCAAAGCCGAAGAGAAAUCUCUCAAAAAGAUUCGGCGAAAGAUCAAAAACAAGAUCUCCGCACAGGAAAGCCGGCGAAAGAAGAAGGAGUACAUGGAUCAGCUGGAGCGCCGGGUGGAGAUACUGAUGUCGGAGAAUCUCGACUACCGCAAGCGGGUCGAGACGCUCGAGGAUUGCAAUCAGAAUCUGCAGACGGAGCUGUCCAAGCUGCGACAGCUCAUCACACGCCAGGGUGGCCGGAAGGCGUAAGCCCUCUACACACUACCAGAACCCGGCGCGGCGUAACACACAAAUGUACAAACUAAUGCUAAUGUCCCCCCUGCGUAGGCGCGAGUCAAAGGAGGCGGAAGGCGAACGGAAGGCGAAUGCUGAGCUGUUAUACUACUAUAGAUAGACCCAGAUCGAUUCGAUCGAACCGGCGGCUCCUGGGGAGGAGUUUCGUGCAAUAAGGAGCGAUUUGCGAUCGAUAGAAAAUGGCGGCGAGUGGCGCCAGAACACACACACUGGAUCAGUGGUGAAAGUCUUCCGCACACAUACAGCGAACCGAUUCUAGCGAGGAGGUUCCGGUAGCACGGUGGCAGAGGAUGGCAAGUUGUUAUUUCGUUUGCGCGUAAGUAGAUUACGCGUGAGGCUGGAAACAAGCAAGUUAACAUUCCGAAGCAGAGCUAGUGUAGAGUGGAGUGGUAGAGCAUUUGUUUUUAAAAUAAUUGUAUCGGAGGGCAGGCUAG
Anopheles moucheti is the source of this 3056-nucleotide messenger RNA. RefSeq names its product cyclic AMP response element-binding protein A (gene CrebA). Lineage: Eukaryota; Metazoa; Arthropoda; Insecta; Diptera; Culicidae. The record is from RefSeq and is a predicted model, not a curated record. Gene Ontology annotation, biological process: regulation of transcription by RNA polymerase II. The coding region runs from base 847 to 2577 and encodes 576 amino acids. Gene Ontology annotation, molecular function: cAMP response element binding; DNA-binding transcription factor activity, RNA polymerase II-specific. The transcript has 6 exons.